This is a messenger RNA of Fusarium coffeatum, 1371 nucleotides long. RefSeq lists its product as uncharacterized. Lineage: Eukaryota; Fungi; Ascomycota; Sordariomycetes; Hypocreales; Nectriaceae. The transcript is spliced from 2 exons. The record is from RefSeq and is a predicted model, not a curated record. Gene Ontology annotation, biological process: ubiquitin-dependent protein catabolic process. Gene Ontology annotation, molecular function: ubiquitin protein ligase activity. The coding region runs from base 1 to 1371 and encodes 456 amino acids. Gene Ontology annotation, cellular component: cytoplasm.
AUGGUCGCCGUUAGCCAGAUACUGACUGAGGUUUCUCACGUCGUGAUUCGCGCUGCCGCCGCUGAAGACCCUUCGUCGACGACUUCUCAGGCCGCCGCCGAGACCACAACAGAUAACGGCAAUGACAGAAAAGACAAUGGAGGCGGGUCAAACUCGCCUCUUCUUUUCUUUGUCGCUUUAGGUUUUGGUGUCGUCUUCACAAACUUAUGGAUCAUCGUUGGUGUUAAAUACUGCUUCCGAUACAACGCCCGAAACCGACAAAUGCGAAUGAACGAGGAUGGCGAGCCUAUGCCCCUCGAAAACAUGCCUCGACCUCAUCGCAGACGUCGCGAGAAGAAAUUAAUGACUAUGGACGAGGUCAACGACAAGUUCCCGAUGAUGAAGUACAAGACCUGGGUUUCCGAUCGUGCAAAGGAGGGUCUUCCUACUACUGGCGGCGUUUCUGCACCUCCCACUCGACCUAACAGUAUUCGUGAGGCGGAUGGAAUCGUGCCAGACUUUUCUGCAAAGGUUCGCGACUCAACUGACGAACAACCGGCCACCAACGUACCCAAAUCGAAUGGACAGGGAGAGACCACCACUGCGAGCAACGCUACCGAAACAUCAGCACCCGAGAUUUCCAUUGCGGCCGCGGCUGCUGAGGCCGAAAAGUCAAAGGAGGCUCCCAAGACUACAACCGAUGGACAAACUCCAAAUGAUCAGCCUACAAACAACGCCCGGCUUCAGCGAGUCUCUAGUGAGGAUACCGAUGAUGAGGACGACCAUAUCGACGGCGCUCUGCCCCCCGAGUGUCUCGAAGGCCCCGGUGAUACAUGUGCUAUCUGCAUUGAUACACUUGAGGACGACGACGAUGUUCGCGGAUUGACUUGUGGACAUGCUUUCCACGCCGUCUGUGUUGACCCCUGGUUGACCAGUCGACGAGCUUGCUGCCCGCUCUGCAAGGCCGAUUACUAUGUUCCCAAGCCUCGUCCUGCCCCUGAUGCCAACAACGAGGCUGGUGCGAACAACGGAUCCAGUUUCGACCCCAGAAACAACCCAGUCUUUGGUAUGCCUGCUGCUCUUCGCUCUGCAUGGAUCAGAGGUUCUCGCAACGACAGGAACGAAACCCCAGCUCCUGCCAGUCGUCGACGCAGGACAGGCGACGCUCCAGCUGCUCAGGACCCUGCCCAACAGACUGAGCAGACCCAGCAGACCCAGCAGACCCAGCAGACACCGGAGGUUACUCAAACAUCAAAUGGCGGUGUUCUCUCAUCUAUGCGAGGUGCUUUACGAUUUGGUCGAAGGCGACAAGCACAGGACAACCAAAAUACUCCUGACAAUGUAACACCUUCACAACUUGAAGCGGCAAACCGAACACCGGCCGCCUCAUAG